AUGCCGGUGACUUUCGAGGACGUGGCUGUGUAUUUCACCGAGGGGCAGGGGGCCCUGCUGGACCCUGGUCAGAGAGCCCUGUACAGGGAAGUCAUGGAGGAGAAUUAUGAGAAUGUGACCUCACUGGGAUUUCCCAUUCCCAAACCUGACCUGAUCACCCGGCUGGAACGAUGGGAAGAGCCAUGGGUACCCGAUCUCCAGGCCUGCCAGGAAAGGGAGAUUCUGAGAGAUACCCACAUAGGUGAUAAGCGAGAGAGUGAGAAAGAGGAGGAUCAUCAAUAUCAGGAAUUUCCUGGGAAAGUGGAACCACAGAGGACCUUUGGGAGAAGAGCUUUAGGGAAUUUCUCGCAGUGCUUGGAACAAGGAAAAGCCUCUGGGAAUCAGCACUGGUCAGAGAGGCUAUUCAGAAACCAGCCUACCAAGAAAGUGGCUAAAUCUAUUAAAUAUGUGGGAGGAUGCAAGGAUCCUGAGGAAACCACAGCCCAGCAGACAAAUCACAAGAAAGAGAAACCCAAUCAACCUUGUAUAUGCUUGGACUGUGGGAAAAGCUUCAGUAACAGCUCAAACCUCACUAAACAUCGGAGAAUCCACACGGGAGAAAGACCAUAUAAAUGCCCAGACUGUGGGAAAUGUUUCAUUCAGAAGUCAACCCUUGUUACACAUCAGACAAUCCACACUGGAGAAAGACCCCAUAAGUGCUUAGACUGUGGGAAAAGCUUUAGCCAUAGCUCAUACCUCAUUAGACAUUGGGGGACCCACUUGGGAGAGAGCAUCAAUGCCUCCACUGUAGGAAAAGUUUCAUUGAGAGACCAAACCUUAUUAGACAUCAGGCAAUCCACACAGGAGAGAGCCCCCAUAGGUGCUUGGAGUAAAAAGACACAAGAUGAAAGGCAGAAGAUUGUAUCUGAAUUUCAGCAACUGCAACAGUUCCUGGAGGAACAAGAGCGACUCCUGCUGGUCCAGCUGGAAAAGCUGGACAAGGAGAUUAUGAAGAUACAGAAUGAAAAAGUCACUGAAUUCUCUGGGGAGAUUUCCUGUCUCAGUGAGCUGAUCAGUGAGAUAGAGGGGAAGGAUCAGAAGCCAGUAAGUGAAUUCCUGGAGGUGAGACACAUUUAG
Emys orbicularis (European pond turtle) is the source of this 1116-nucleotide messenger RNA. RefSeq names its product zinc finger protein 316-like. The transcript is spliced from 6 exons. Bases 1 to 1116 code for a protein of 371 amino acids. Gene Ontology annotation, biological process: regulation of DNA-templated transcription. The record is from RefSeq and is a predicted model, not a curated record. NCBI's taxonomy places the organism in Eukaryota, Metazoa, Chordata, Testudines, Emydidae.